AUGAAGAAUCGUUCAGGGAGCAAGACAUCGAAGACAAGGCCAAAGCCAAGUGUCAGCAACCUAAAAUCUAAGCGUUUGCGCCCUCCUCAGUUGCAGCGGCUGGCAGCGAUCGACGAAUCGGAUGACGAAGCGAUGUCGAUUCAGUUCUUGAAAUUUAAAGAAUUUGACGUCGCCUCGAGCUGCCCUGUCUUAUCUUCGACCGUGACGGACACAGACGACACUGGUGUGCAUUUUGCUUCUGAUGAUUUGGACUCAUUGCAGUUCGAGUUGGAGGAUAUUUUGGCGCAUGUGGCCACAUGUCAGCGGCAGCUGGAGGAUGCCUUGCUGCAAUUGUCCGGAAAGCCGUCAUCUCUUACUAAUACUGCUGUCCAGUCGUUAUAUGCUGUCAAUACCUCAACAUCGUCGUUGUCAUCGUCCUCGAAGACCGCAACAAGUAGUCGUCAGAAACACAAAGCUAUCACUCAGGGUAUUUCCUCAAGCACUCCACUGAAGCGGCAGCGAUUGACUGCCCCUCUUAAAUCUAAAUUCAGGCGAUCUGUUACAUCGUGCGUCUCCUCUGCCAAGCAGGGGGCAAACAAGUCCAAGUCUGGUCGAAAGUACUUCUGGCCACAAAACCGGAUUCCUGAUCGCUUCUGGAACUUCGUCGACGAAUUUGCUGGGGUCAUCAGCCGUAGCGAUACGUCGACAUUGAAGCGUCUGAUCGAGGAAACGGACUCUUCACGAUGCUCUGAAUUCUACGAACUGCCCUCUUCCGGAAAACACUACUGUCUUCGCAACGGCGACGCCGUUCGAAUGGUCGACAAGUCAGUGGAACCGCUCAGUGACUUCGACGAUUCCUGAGGCUUUCUAAAAGCUUUGGACGGCACCAGGAUGAAGUGCCAGAAGCAGGGCGUCGCAGGCAAAUCGGAGGACGGGUAUUCAGAGAACAACGCUUCUUGCUCGAUGGGCGAUAUGGUAGUUUCAGCCGAGAAUGGUCGCGAUGAGGUGCUUUCCGAACUAUCCCAGCGUCAGGCUGAACUUCGCGCCCUGCAAGCCUCCAAUCACAGCUGCUUGUUGACACUGUUAGCGAAAUCCGAGGCGACCCUGUCCGUUGAACCUGCACGUCAAAAACUGGCUGUCAUUGACAAUACGGCAAGUGUUUUCUUUGGCUUGUUUUCGAUUACGGUGUCAGUGACCGGCGCUCAUUUUCAGAUCACAGGCCUCUUCCAGCAGAUAUAUGGCGAAAGCGCCUUGGUGCGCAGGCCGUUGUCGAAGAAGGAACAGGAGCAGUUGUGGAGGGCAAUUCGGGACCGCAAGAAAAUACUGGAGGACAUCGACGCACGCGGCAUGGCAUCUACGUCGUAUUACUAA
Soboliphyme baturini is the source of this 1350-nucleotide messenger RNA. The record is from the annotation of a GenBank genome assembly. NCBI's taxonomy places the organism in Eukaryota, Metazoa, Nematoda, Enoplea, Dioctophymatida, Soboliphymatidae.